AAUAUUUCAAGCCUUUAUUUGUAUUCAUCUUGAUGAUUAUGGCUUACAGCUCAUAAAACCCCAAAAUUCUGUAUCUAAGAAUGUUUGAAUAUUCCAUAAGAUAUAUAUUUUUAAUUAAUACAAUUAAAGGACUGAAAUAUUUCACAUUGGGUGUAAUGAGUUUCACUUUUUAAAUGGAAUUAUGGGAAUUAAUUAACUUUUACACAAUAUUCUAAUUUAUUGAGAUGCACCCGUAUAAUGGGAAAUACUAACUAUAUACUAAACUGCUGCUAUAGUUUGUCUAUUUACACUGGUUAGAGCUUGAUAACUGACGUCGUGUUGUCCAGCUAUAUUCCAGCCUCACUUUCUCUUGAUUAACACAAAACGACUCCUUCAAUCAAUACAAUAGUGUCUCAAUUCAUCAGCAUAUUCCCUUGCUGUCCUCCCUCUCCGUCCGUCUAUUACUAAACACAUUUUAAUGUUUAUGUAUAUUUUUAUUAUGUUGCACUCUAACCACAUAUUUUUUUUGCCUCCUGCGUAAAAUAAUUUCAAUGUACAGAAGGACCCUGCGUUUUCUCUGAACAAAUGACAGUAAAACACGACUUUGAUUAAUGCGCGGUUUAUGAGCCCUGUGAGGUGUGUUGUGGUACGUUGUCCUCUAGGUGUCGCAGUUUCACCAAUGACCUCCAUCCGGAGCUCAGCGAUGGACCAGCCCAUAGUGACCGGCUCUGAGGGGCCCCUGCCCGGAUAGAGGACGCCUUGAUUAAGGUCCAAUGACGCCCAGUACCCCGAACCCGAAGGAAGACGCGGACCGCGGACGUCCACCCCUCUCCACGAGUACCACCCAACACCCCCCAUCCCCACCUGGGGGGGGCUCGCGGGUCGUGCGCGCGGAGCCGAGCAGCACGAGAGCGCAGCUCGCGCGCAUCUGCGCUCUGCUCGCGGCAGUAAUCGGACGCACCGGAGGACCGGAUCAACUUCAGACCCGCCGCCCAACUUAGUUCGCGACCGCGGGAGGAGACGGGGGAUGGAGGCGCUCAGGAGACCCUGAUCGAUAUCGGUGAUUAUCCGCGGAUGAUUAUUGGCGGAGUGGGGGCUUGAAGAUGAUGGCUUCGAUAGGGGAGUUCGACCCCCUCAACACGCGGGUUCCCGCCACCAAGAUAGAAGUUACCGUCUCGUGCCGGCAUCUCCUGGAUGUGGACACCUUCUCUAAAUCUGAUCCAGUGGUGGUUCUGUACCUGCAAGGUGUUGGAUCCAAGGAGUGGAGAGAGGUCAGUGAACUCCCCCCCCCCUGUCUACUCUGUGCCUCAUCUCCUCCAUCAAUCUACUGGAACAGGCACCUCCCGCCCUGCCCUCCCGCCAUGAGACAUCGCACGGUACCCAGCAGAGACCAAUUACCGCACCUGAGCCUGGCCAGCUGUAUCUCUGCUGGCUGGGAGAUGGUGGAGCUCAUCCUCCGUCUCAGCGGGAUACCAGGGAAGAAGUGUGGUGUCAUUAUCUUGAGUGCCGAAGAACUCAGCAACUGUAGGGACAUCGCCACCAUGCAGCUGUGUGCCAACAAGCUGGACAAGAAGGACUUCUUCGGCAAGUCGGACCCCUUCCUGGUGUUCUACCGCAGCAACGAGGACGGGACGUUCACUAUCUGCCACAAGACGGAGGUGGUGAAGAACACACUGAACCCAGUAUGGCAGGCCUUCACCAUCCCAGUUCGAGCCCUCUGCAAUGGAGACUACGACAGGACGGUGAAGGUGGACGUCUACGACUGGGACCGAGACGGAAGCCACGACUUCAUCGGAGAGUUCACCACCAGCUACAGAGAGUUGUCCCGCGGCCAGAACCAGUUCAACGUCUACGAGGUUUUAAAUCCAAAGAAGAAGGGAAGAAAGAAGAAGUAUGUAAACUCUGGAACUGUAACUCUGCUAUCCUUCAAGGUAGAAUCCGAGUACACCUUUGUGGAUUUUAUCCGAGGAGGAACGCAGCUGAACUUCACCGUGGCUAUCGACUUCACCGCAUCCAACGGCAGUCCGUCCCAGCCCAGCUCUCUGCACUACAUGAGCCCGUACCAGAUGAACGCGUACGGGAUGGCGCUGAAGGCGGUCGGGGAGGUGAUCCAGGACUACGACAGCGACAAGCUCUUCCCAGCCUACGGCUUCGGGGCCAAGCUGCCCCCAAACGGGAAUGUGUCCCACGCCUUCCCCCUGAGCGGGGACAGCGUGAACCCUAACUGCGUGGGGAUAGAGGGCGUGCUCCAGGCCUACUUCGAGAGCCUGCGGACCGUCACGCUCUACGGACCCACCAACUUCGCCCCCGUCAUCAACCAAGUGGCCAACUGUGCUGCUGAGAUAACAGACGGGUCUCAGUACUUUGUGCUGCUGAUGAUCACAGAUGGAGUGAUCUCUGACAUGCUGCAAACCAAGGAGGCUGUGGUAAACGCGGCCUCCCUCCCCAUGUCCAUCAUCAUCGUAGGGGUGGGGCCAGCCGAGUUUGACGCGAUGGAGGAGCUGGAUGGAGAUGAGGUGCGAGUCUCCUUUAAGGGCCGUGAGGCUGAGAGGGACAUUGUACAGUUUGUUCCGUUCCGGGACUACAUCGACCGCACGGGGAACCAGGUGCUGAGCAUGGCCCGGUUGGCCAAGGAUGUGCUGGCCGAGAUCCCCGACCAGAUCCUGUCCUUCAUGAAGACCCGCGGGAUCGAACCCCGACCCGGCCUCUCCUGCUCCCCCCUGCCAGACCUCCCAGGACACAUCUGACCACCUACUGAGCAACCGCAGACCUAUCUGACCAAUCACAGAGCUAUCUGACCCUACCGACCAAUCACAGAGCUAUCUGACCCAACCACAGACACAUCUGACCUCACUGAUCAAUCACUGAUCAACCACAGUCCUAUCUGACCCUACUGACCAAUGAAAGACUUAUCUGACCCUGACUGACCAAUCACAGACCUAUCUGACCCCACUGACCAAUCACAGACCUAUCUGACCAAUCACAGACCUAUCUGAACCGCACUGACCAAUCACAGACCUAUCCGACCAAUCACAGACCUAUCUGACCCCACUGAAUAACCAGAGACCUUUCUGACCAACCAUAGACAUAUCUGACCUCCAUCAUAUCUGACCAUCAUAUCUGACCUCCAUCUUAUCUGACCUCCAUCUUAUCUGACCUCCAUUGCAAACCUAUCUGACCUUGUUUCCCGCUAUAGGAUGGAAUAGUUUGUCCAUGAGUUUGCUUCGUGUCUUGGUCGGAUAUGGUCAGCUGGGUGUGAUAUUAAGAUCUGCAAAUCAUGUCUAAGAGAGUAGAGUCAGCCAAUGAACAGCCAGUAUUCAUGAGGGAGGGUUAGGGGGAAAUAGAGUCAGCCAAUGAACACCCAGUAUUGACGAGGGAGAAUCAGGGGGAAAUAGAGUCAGCCAAUGAACAGCCAUUAUUAAUAAGGGCGGGUCAGAGGGAAGUCUAGACUGGAUUUAAAAUGCUGAGAAUGUCAAUUGAAGAGGCGCAGGUGAGGGCUGGCACCACUGCAUUCAUUACUUGUUCUUCUACAUCCGCACACACGCGCAUGCACACGCACAAACACACACACACAAACACAAGUACACACUCUCACAGACACACUUGGGGGAGCCACGCCUGGCCUCUUCUGCCCAGCUGGGUACAGAUUGGUUACCCCCCCUACCCCCCCCGAACCCCCCACCACUUGAGAAAUGCCAAUCUCUGAACCCCCUGGGGGGCUGUGUGUGUGUGUGUGUCUGUGUCUGUGUGUGUGUGUGUGUGUGUGUGUGUGUGCGUGUGCGUGUGCGUGU
This is a messenger RNA of Gadus morhua (Atlantic cod), 3770 nucleotides long. RefSeq names its product copine-5. Bases 1083 to 2726 code for a protein of 547 amino acids. Lineage: Eukaryota; Metazoa; Chordata; Actinopteri; Gadiformes; Gadidae. Gene Ontology annotation, biological process: cellular response to calcium ion. Gene Ontology annotation, cellular component: plasma membrane. The record is from RefSeq and is a predicted model, not a curated record. Gene Ontology annotation, molecular function: calcium-dependent phospholipid binding. The transcript has 19 exons.